UACAGUAUGGAGAUAUAUUAGUAAUCAAUGUAACCACUAAUAGUAAUCCAAUGUAUUAUCAACAAUACAAUGGACCAUUGAAUUAUCAGCUUGAUAGCAGUAAUAGAUUAAUACCCUUGGAACAUAAUGACUAUCCACUGAUAUCAGUUGUAGUAGAUCCAAGUCCAUUUAUACCAGGAAUGUCCUCUACUAUCAUUACUACUGAUACUAUCCAUACACAAUCAACAUGCUUCCUCACUCCAGAUACUACUACAAUAACAUCAACUACUAAUGUGAGCAUACCAUCCACUACCUCACUGGAUUCUACAUCCUCAUCAUCCUUGACCAGUUCCCCCACACUAAUGACACCAACUUCAAUAAACAAUACACUUCACAUCACAAGCACACACUCUCAAUUAUCAAACACUCUCUCUUCAACUCUUUCUGUUACUAGUCCUCCUACUCCAUCAAUCAGUGAUGGUACAGUUAGCCCUCCUCCUCCCAUUGUAUCAACCAUCAGUAGUACAUCAGCUACUGAUAGUUCAACCAGUAAUCCAUCAGUUACACUAUCCACUGAAGGUACACUUCAAAGCACAGGGAGUAAUACACUAGCAGCAGUACUUAGUACAUUAUUUAUAUUACUGGUAGUUACUAUACUAGCAAUAUUAAUAGUGAGUGUAUUAGUGUAUAAAAGACGACACCAAAAGCUAUCAUCAAGAGGUAAUUCUCCAAUGGAUACACGUUCAACUGAGACAGAACUGAACAAUAUGUCUAAUCCUACCUACCAACCACAAGAUAUGGGUCCAAUUUUAUAUGAAGAAGCAAAGCCAGUAAUGAAUGGGAUAGAAUCAGUGUACAGUGAGACAAUGGCUACCAAUAAUCAUUAUGAAGCUGCUACAGGUGUCAGUCCAAUGCCAGCUUUGUAUGAAGAACCAAUAAUAACUAUGAAAGAACAACAUGAAACUAUUUGUCAAGUUGAAAAUGAAACUUACAAUUUAUUAGCAGAAACACUUUACGUUCCCACAGCAAAUGACCGUUUGGGUGGAGGAAUGCAGCAACAAGACAUUUAUUCCACAUUGAUGAAUAAGCAGUACUCCUCUACAUAUUCAAGACUUGAUCAUACUGGUGGUAAUGGAUUCUUUAUAGAAGAUACUGAAAUGGAGUACUUGUCAAGAAAGAAGUUUGUUCACAGAGAUCUUGCAGCAAGAAAUAUAUUAGUAUCAGAUGAAGGAACAGGAAUAUGCAAGAUUGCGGACUUUGGUAUGUCAAGGGAUCUAAAAGAUGAAUCUUAUUAUAUUUCACAAUCAAAAAAGAUUCCAAUAAAAUGGACAGCACCAGAAGCAUUACAUUAUAAGAAAUAUUCCAGUGCUAGUGAUGUGUGGAGCUAUGGAACUGUAAUGUAUGAGAUUUGGUCAAUAGGACAUAAACCAUUUGAAAGCUCUACUAAUCAAGAAUGCAUUAGACUGGUUGAUUCAGGCUAUAGAUUACCACCUCCUCCAGGAUGUCCUAAACCAAUGUAUAAACUAAUGAUGCAAUGCUGGAAUCCUGAUACUCAUAAUCGUCCAAGUUUCUCAGAUAUAUCAUCAAGUCUAUCCUCACCUGAUAAACAAUUACUAAUGAUUAAUAAAGAGGAUCCUGUUACUGUACUGGGCGGAGCUUUAGAAGCAAGCCACUCCCUCUACACCGACUUACAGUACAUGUACAAGAACUGAUUGAUUGUGUAGCCAGUUUAUAUACCUGUACAUUGUGUUAAAUAGUUUGAUUUCUGUACAUUGUAA
This is a messenger RNA of Amphimedon queenslandica, 1757 nucleotides long. RefSeq names its product probable inactive serine/threonine-protein kinase DDB_G0280131. Gene Ontology annotation, biological process: multicellular organism development; cell surface receptor protein tyrosine kinase signaling pathway; positive regulation of kinase activity. The transcript is spliced from 12 exons. Gene Ontology annotation, cellular component: signaling receptor complex; plasma membrane. Lineage: Eukaryota; Metazoa; Porifera; Demospongiae; Haplosclerida; Niphatidae. Gene Ontology annotation, molecular function: ATP binding; transmembrane receptor protein tyrosine kinase activity. The coding region runs from base 51 to 1691 and encodes 546 amino acids. The record is from RefSeq and is a predicted model, not a curated record.